Molecule: messenger RNA, 2032 nt
Organism: Hyposmocoma kahamanoa
Lineage: Eukaryota; Metazoa; Arthropoda; Insecta; Lepidoptera; Cosmopterigidae
Exons: 2
Coding region: 140-1189 (349 amino acids)
Biological process (GO): SCF-dependent proteasomal ubiquitin-dependent protein catabolic process
Cellular component (GO): SCF ubiquitin ligase complex
Molecular function (GO): protein binding
Source: RefSeq, a predicted model, not a curated record
AUGUUGUUGAUGUCGUGUCUAUAUUUAGAAACAGAGUUUACAUAAAUUAUGAUUUUACUAAAGCAAACAGUAAAAUUUUCUCGAGUAGGAAGCAAAGUAAAUCAAAGGAGUGCGCUGCUGCGGGGUGUGGCUGUGCAGGAUGGUGCAUCUCGAGAUGACCAGUGCUUCAAACACAUUGACCAUUAACGACCUGCCUAAUGAAAUACUCAUCUAUAUAUUUUCCAUGAUAGAUUUUGAGUCUCUCCUAGCUGUGGCUAAAGUCUGUACCCGAUGGCAACAGCUCUGCCUAACCCCGUGCGUCUGGGAUAAUACCCGCCUCAUAGUCUGUAUGAAAAACUAUAUGAGGAUUAGUGAGAACAUUGUGCCUUUUGUAGCCACGUACUUAAAAAAUGUUAAAUUGCAGUAUUUCAAGUUGUAUUCACAAGUCAGGGCUUCCUUAAUAAGCUAUUGUCCUAAUUUGACUCAUCUAGAAAUAAGUAUUUCACAAGUGGACAGCUGUAUAUUUGAUGAUCUGGUGCAUUGGCCUAAUUUGAAAUUUUUAAGUUUCCGGAACUCACUUAUAGUACAAAAUCCAGAAAACUCUAAUGGGAAUUUUGUAUAUCACUUGCCAUUUGAAAGAUUAAAGUAUCUUGAAACGCUAAUACUCUCAAAUUUUGCUUUAACCCACAACAGUUUGUAUAGUAUGCUACAAUGUCCAAAUUUGAUUAGCAUUAAUAUGGAGAAAAUGAAGAAUAUUCCUGCAGAUUUUUUGGAGUCAUUGCUUCGAACCAAACAGGCUACUUUAAGAGCACUGCACAUAUAUGGAGAUACAUUGAAUGAUGACAUAAUGCGCUAUAUAUCCACCUGCAGAAUGCUACAAGUUCUGCACAUAAUGACCUGUAAGACACUGUUUGACUCCAGUUUGCUGCAUUUGUACAGACUCAAGAAUUUGCAGUCAUUAAAGUUGCGUCACGGAUAUUUCUCGACAACAGCUUUGCUUGCAUAUUUUUCUAAUAACACAUUUCAUCAUUUGACCUACCUGAGUUUAUCAAGAUGCUUACAUGUUACGAUGCAGGUAGCUAGAGCUAUCAAAACAAGCGCACCAAACCUGAAAGAACUGUCAUUCUAUCUGUGCCCAUUCAUCAUUGCCCCUGAUUUCAAUAGGUCAGAGUUAGAGCAAAUGUUUGAUAUACAGCUGCUUCUUGAUUAAAAUUAAAGGUUGUUAACAUUAUGUUACAAAUCAAAGGCAUCUUAGGUAUCCGUCCACCUAUCAGCGUUGUAUUUAAAAUAAUUUAUUCAUGAUAGUUGUUCCAUGUCAUAAGGUAAUUUCAUAUUGUGUGUCAUUUAAUUUAUAAAACUAGAUAUAACUUGGGAGUCUGUGGGCUGUCAUAUGUUGUGUGUGCUAACGGCCUUCAAUAGUCCAUUGCUGGACAUAGGCCUCUCGAAAGAAAUGUACUCAAUAAUGAAAACAGGGGUGGUUUAUUUAAAGGAUGUUAAGCUCAACUAGUCAAACUGUUGAAGUUAAUCUUCUAAACUCUGUACUAUACAAUGGGAGUUGCUAUUUUAAAAGUGACUUAUUAUUUACAAUAUUAUAUUUAGUAGAGAAUAUUAUGUAUUAAAAAUUUUAAGAGGUAUUGCGUAUGAUUGUGAACAAUUACAGUGAGAAUUGGCUAAAGCCAAUUUUGCAUGUAGCAUUUGAUUUGAUAUAGUGAAAUAUUCUUUAGAUUGUUUUUGGUGGAUGUAUGGUUGUAUGUACCUACAUAUAUUGAAUGUAGUAUAAUUUAAUUUAAUGACUUCAGUAUUUGAAACAGUAUUGGUUAUUGCCAAACUUACUGCGUGUGCAUUGUACAGUGAAUUUUCCAGUAUGACUUUGAAAGGGCAAUUUGGCUUGAAAAAAUGUACAUUGUUGUAAGUUAGAAAAACAAACAUUGUCAAUUCACUGAAGUGCCUUAUUAAUCAAGUGAUAGUAUAUUUUUUACACUGGUUGGAAGCAGGACUUCACUUGUAAGAUCAUUCUUUGUAAAUAGAUAAUUUUAUAUUAGUUUAGAUAUUC